GACUCAUCUCUGAUGCUCCUUUUAAAUAAUUAAAUAGAAAAUAUUCAAGUAAAUUAAAUAAAGGAAUGAACUCAAAGAAUAGACGUAUAAAUGUUGGAUUUAAUGGAGCUGCUCCUCGUACUUGCCGAUUUGCCGAUUUUGCAGUUGUCGAUCCAAAACCUACCUGAGGUUCAACACGACGAGCACGCCACGACCUCGCGUCAUAGAGUCACCUCGCGGGAAGAAUCCGAGGUGCAAUUGGUCAUACGUUGUGCCAAGGAACACGACAUCCAAGUUCGAAUCCGAGGUGGGGGCCAUGACUAUGAAGGGCUGUCUUACACCACAGAUUUCGGAAAUCCCUUCCUCACUCUUGAUCUAUUCAACAUGAGAAACGUCACGGUUUAUUCGGUGGAAAAGACCGCUUGGGUAGGAGCUGGAUCAACCAUUGGCGAGUUGUAUUAUAAGAUUUCGGAGAAGAGUCCAACCCUCGGUUUUCCUGCGGGUUCUUGUCCUACUGUCGGAGUGGGAGGACAUUUUAGCGGAGGAGGCUACGGUGUGAUGCUGAGAAAAUAUGGUCUCGCGGUGGAUCAAAUUAUUGAUGCGCCUUUGGUUGAUGCACACGGGAGAAUUCUUGAUAGGAAAUUGAUGGUGGAAGACCUUUUUUGGGCUAUUAGAGGGCAGCGGGAGAAAGAGUCCUUGACACAAUUCCUCACUCGCUGGAGGGAGGAGGUUGACAAAGUAGAGGAGAUGGAUGAUAAAACAGUCAUGUCACUCUUGAUGAAUGCUUUUCGGGCAGGAGAGCUCUACACCGAGUUCUGCAGGAGGCCACCCUCUUCCUAUCAGGAAGUUUACAACACUGCUUGGGAAUACGGAGAGGCGGAAAACUUAAACAAAAGGAAACGAGAGUUGGAGGAGGGUUACGCCAAGACCGAGCAUUAUAAGAAAAAACUAUACGGAGUUUUGGGUUGCUGCCGCGUGAGAGACGAAGUCAGUACCCUGCGAUCGGAACAGAGCUCAACAAAGACGACCACUGCCGCUGUGGUCGCUCGACCGGGAGAGGUCAGCCGCUGCCAUCGCUCAGGCCGCCGUCCGGAUUGCCUAGAAUCUGGACGCCGCUGCUUCGCUAUUGCCGAUCACCAUCUUCCUCACUGUUGAGUUUUGAAUUGUUUUAAUCCGCUAAUUAAUUGAGGUAACAGGAACGAUGAAUAAUGAGACAGUCUUUGAGGCAGCGAGGGCGAAGAGAUGGAUGGAUGCUAGCUAGAGGAGUUUAUUAUUUAAUAUUUAAGUUUGAAUUAAUUAUGUUGUUAAGGACAAGUACCCAAAGUUGUAUUUUGAUUAAGUACUUAAAGGCUUCCGCACCGUUUUGAUUUACUCUGAUGGAUAUUUAAAUAUUGUUUUGAAUUAAAUGUUUUAAAAUUGU
Cuscuta campestris is the source of this 1399-nucleotide messenger RNA. NCBI's taxonomy places the organism in Eukaryota, Viridiplantae, Streptophyta, Magnoliopsida, Solanales, Convolvulaceae. The record is from the annotation of a GenBank genome assembly.